Molecule: messenger RNA, 3622 nt
Organism: Cricetulus griseus (Chinese hamster)
Lineage: Eukaryota; Metazoa; Chordata; Mammalia; Rodentia; Cricetidae
Source: RefSeq, a predicted model, not a curated record
GCUCCUGGCCCCGCCGGUCCCUGACGUGGACUCAAGCUUGGAGUCGCCCACAGGUUCCCUUCUCAAAACCAAUAAUCACAUAGGCGGGGGGGCCUUCGGUGUGGAUCCCCCCGGUGUCUACUCCAACAGCCUCCCUCCCGGCGCGGCCGCCGCCUCCCCUGCCCCUCCAUCACUCAGGAUCAAUCACGCCAACCAUACUGGCUCCAAUCACACCUACCUGAAAAAUGCCUAUGGCAAACCGAAGCUCUGCGAGCCUGAAGAGGAACUCCUCCAGCAGUUUAAACGGGAAGAGGUGUCCCCCACGGGGAGUUUCAGCGCUCACUACUUGUCCAUGUUUCUCCUGACUGCUGCCUGCCUGUUUUUCCUGAUACUGGGACUGACUUACCUAGGGAUGAGAGGGACCGGAGUACCGGAGGAUGGAGGACUCCUAAAAAACCCCUUUGAUGAAACAUUUGGAAAAAUACAAGAAAGUGAAAGAAAUCUUGUGAUGAGCACAUUAUACAAACUUCAUGAUCGGUUGGCCCAGCUUGCAGGAGAUCAUGAGUGUGGCAGUUCUAGUCAAAGGAUGCUCUCUGUUCAAGAAGCAGCUUCGUACUUAAAGGAUUUAGACCCUGCAUAUGAAGAUGUAUUUAAUACUUCAUUGCUGUGGAUUUUUAAAAAUGGGAAAGAUGUUGGAAUAAGGUGUAUUGGUUAUGGGCCUGAGGAAGAGCUGACAAAUAUAACUGAUGUGCAGUUUUUACAGUCCACCAGACCCCAGAUGUCUUUCUGGUGUCGUUUCCGACGUGCUUUCAUUACUGUAGCCCACAGGCUAUUGUUGUUGUGCUUAGGUGUAGUGAUGGUUUGUGUUGUUCUACGUUACAUGAAAUACCGCUGGACUAAGGAGGAAGAGGAAACGAGGCAGAUGUACGAUAUGGUGGUAAAGAUUAUAGAUGUUUUACGAAGUCAUAAUGAAGCUUGCCAAGAAAAUAAAGAUUUACAACCUUAUAUGCCUAUUCCACAUGUUCGAGAUUCCUUAAUACAGCCCCAUGACAGGAAAAAGAUGAAGAAAGUCUGGGAUAGAGCCGUUGACUUCCUUGCUGCUAAUGAAUCUAGAGUGCGCACGGAAACACGAAGAAUAGGAGGUGCAGAUUUUCUGGUCUGGCGGUGGAUCCAGCCAUCUGCAUCCUGUGAUAAGAUAUUAGUAAUACCUUCUAAAGUAUGGCAAGGCCAAGCAUUUCAUUUAGAUAGAAGAAAUUCACCACCAAAUAGUCUGACACCAUGUUUAAAGAUUCGAAAUAUGUUUGAUCCAGUUAUGGAAAUAGGAGAUCAAUGGCAUUUGGCAAUUCAAGAAGCAAUUUUAGAAAAAUGCAGCGAUAAUGAUGGCAUUGUUCAUAUUGCAGUAGACAAAAACUCACGUGAGGGUUGUGUGUAUGUUAAAUGUCUGUCUCCGGAAUAUGCUGGAAAGGCUUUUAAAGCAUUGCAUGGCUCUUGGUUUGAUGGGAAGUUGGUUACAGUAAAAUACUUACGACUAGAUAGAUACCACCAUCGCUUUCCCCAAGCUCUUACUUGCAACACUCCUUUGAAGCCAUCAAAUAAACAUAUGAACUCUAUGUCGCACCUACGCCUUCGGACUGGCCUAGCCAAUUCUCAAGGAAGUUCCUGAAGAGAUCCCUUCAGUCCUAGGACUUUAUUUAAAUAGGAAAAGUUCCUGUUUGGCUUCCCGUCUUCCUUUUAAAAUGCUUUUUGUAUGUAAUAUUUUUAUUGGUGAGGACAGCUGUUUGAAAGUUGCAAAGGGAUUUAGCAGUGCAGCAGCAAUGCUGAAUAGGCAGAAUAACUGGUUUCUUCAGGCUCUGGAGCUCAGUUAAGCCACUGCAUUUGAAGUUGUGCACAAGGAGCACUGACUUUAUAUGAAGCGUUUCAGAGAUGGUGGUUAUAUUUUUGCACCAAGAGUGAUUAGAUAACCACAGAAAGGCAUGGCGAAGCAGCCUUUUAUAUUUCCAUAAUUUCUUGUGAACGAAUGUGAAUUUUUGUAUACAGUCAGCUGCAUAGUUCCUUACAGGCUACUGUGGUAAAACUGUUCAUUUCCCACUUCAACCUUAGGUUUCUGUUGCUUGUAAAAGGUUCAUUUGCUGCAGCUGGAAUAUGGGGAACUUUAUUUGGUUUUAAUGGUUACAUACAUGUGUAAGUGGAUGUACAUGUACUUAAAUUGGCUUUUGUAUAUAUGUAUAAAUACUGAUGGUAGUGAAAGUCUUGUUUUGUGAGAAUGUCUGCAUUAGCAGUACAAUAAGCUUUCUAUUUUAUUCAUAAUCUAAUUUGUGUAUAUAUGUAUGUGCAUAGCUGUGUGUUUAUGUACAUAUGUAAUUGUACAUAUGUACAUAUACACACAGAUAUAUACAUAUGGCUGUACUGUCAUAGAUGAUCAAACAGCCAAAUACCUGGAAGUAUUAGAUACAUGUUUAAAAUGCCUUUUAUAGAUUUUAUAUAAAAUGCCUGAGUAUGAUUUGUGUGAAAGUUCUGGCACCAGUUGUAAUGAGUUCAAAUUUAUGUGAGCAAUAAAGAAGCAAUUGGCAGAUACUGGAAAAAUAUUUUGUGAAAAGCUGUAUUUAUUAUAAAUACCGGGGCUAUAACAGUGCUAUUGGGAGUAUGUCAUUUUCCCAGUCUGUUUAUAGCUCCUGUUCUAUGUUCAGUGUAGAGCAGGCAUGUUGUUGCAGCAAAAUGUGUUAGAAAAAUUAUCCUUGGAAUGUUGGGCCAUUAAAGUUUGCAAUGUAGAAAAUGCACAAAUGACCAUUGGUUUGUGUGUCAGUGUUUGUUUCAGUAAAGCUACUUUAUUAUUGCUUAUGAUUUCAGAUCAAAAUAAGUUAUUGAUCAAGGUUUAUUUGUAACCUAAAAAUUGGCCUUUUGAAAAAUAACCUUCUGGAUAUAUCAUUGUUGGUCCAAAUGAAUAUGUGAAACAGCCGGAAUUACCAAUUGCAAUACUUGUUUAAGUUCAGCUUUCUUUUUGUUGUGUAUGUGUUGGGUUUGCAGCAUGAACUUGCACAGAUAUGCACGUUUUCUGCUUAGUAAACAUGAUGCACACUAUUCUGUAAGAAAACCCUUUGUGCCUUACCUGUGUGCUUCUGUGGGCACCAUGUUUAUGAAGAAUAAAUGUUUGUUAUCAGAAGAGAGUUAAUGUUAAAUUCUCAAUUUAUGUCUCAGAUGCUAAUGUGUUAAAAGUAUAAAUAUAUAAUAUAUAAAGUAACCAGUCUUUCUGUAUUUUAUGUGCAUCAUAGUGAUUUAUUUGAGCUUAGUGACCCCAUCUUGUAACCUGUUGCAAGAGUGAAUGUAAAAAAUAGUUGUGGCAUUUUAACAGGUCACCUUUGGAUGCAGAUGCAUCUUUUUCUUGCUUUUAAGAUGUAUUUCAUGUAAACAUUGUACAUUUAUUAUUGUAAUAUAUACUAUUAUGCAGCUUAUUUUACCUGGAACUCAUUAAGCUGACCAAGAGUCCUCCCUAGAAGACAGAUGGGAAUGUGUAUAAUAAUUAGGUAUUAUUUGAAAAGUUCUUGUUUGAUGUAAUCUUUUUUUUUGUUCUGUUUAAAAAAGAAGGAAAACAUUCUAAUUAAAAAUUUAUUAGGUUUUUUAAAAAUGCGUGUUUGUUUUAAAGAAA